This is a messenger RNA of Oikopleura dioica, 462 nucleotides long. The record is from the annotation of a GenBank genome assembly. Lineage: Eukaryota; Metazoa; Chordata; Appendicularia; Copelata; Oikopleuridae.
AUGUUGCUAAAGCAGGUUGUCAGCUUGAAAGCGAAAACAAAUGGGCAUUUUUGUGAACUGCGGCUUUUCAACGGGAAAGAGAAUGAUCAGAAACUUCUCAUAGCUAGAGAAAAUGCUUUGGAUCUAUCUGCAUCUGUCUCAGUGCUCAGACGAGGAAGCAUAUUCAUCUUUAGCGAGGGUGAAGAGGAAACUACUAUCGAAAUUGUGGAUCGUAAUUUGGGGAAAGUCAAUCGUUUCGAGACGCUUAUUCGUCACUCAACGGAUUACGCUUCAGAUCAUGAUGAUUCUGACACGGAAGCGUACCUAUCAGAUACGUGCUCGGAGAUCUCUAACUUCUCCUUCACUUCAAAUGUCACGACAGCAAGCCAAAGACGUCGCGGAACUAACCGAAACCGGGCUCCUACUCAGCGGCCCCUGUCGAUGGUGGCGGAGCACAACUUGACCGACUAUGGAGUGUUUUAG